AGUGUAUUUUUACUCACCCAAAGUAUCGAUACAUUGAACAUUCCUCGCACAGAAAGCCCUUCCACUUCUUGUAUACUACUCCAAACGAAAACGAAAACAAAAAGUUUCUUAUCACAUUAAAUUUAAGUUUAGUCAUCGGAUUACCUAUAUAGACCAAGAAUGUGAUAAUUAUUGGGCACAGUUAAUCCCAAAUAACUCGCACGCGAAAUUAGUCAACAUGAGUAACGGCGAGAACAACACAAACUCACGCACCCAAAACCAAGGCCAAGGUGCUGUUGAUGCCAAUACGAGUGGGAGUGCAGCAGCGGGAAUCGCCAAUCGAGCCAGGAGCCAAAACCCAUCCAGCCAGGGAUUGCUAGCACUCGGCAACAUGGAGCAGACCGCUGGAGCAGUAGCAACAAAGGCAGCUACUAAAGAAAAGCGUAGCUGGUUUCAUUCAUUGACCAGACGCAAGAAGUCCGAUUCAGCCAGUUCGAGUUUAACAGUUGCCGCUAGCUCGCACGCUGUGCAGCUGCAUACAAACAAUAACAAUGAGCCCAUGGAGGCAAGUUGCAGCACAGCUGCAUCCGUUGGCAACAACUGCAGCAGCAGCAGCAACAACAGCACUAUUGGCGGCGUUAUGCGCAAGCGCAAGGAAAAGAAAAAUGUCUUCACCCGUCUUGGCAAGAAGAUGGGCCUGGGCCUGAGUGCCCUGCGCAACUGGCACUCCAUGGGCGAUGACUGUGACUGCGAUGGCGGCACCACAGAUGCAAUGUACGAGUUUCUAUCGCCGCCCAUUGCCAGCGAGCCGACACUACCAUUUACACAUGACUACAUGCGAUUCAUAAGUAAAAAGUGGCUGGAGCGACAGGAAUCACCCAAUGUGGUCAUGUACACGACAUGCUCGGAAAUGCUCAAUCAAGUUUGGUAUUGGGGCGAGAUUUCGCGUCGCGAUUCCCAGCGUCAGCUGAGUGACAAGCCAACGGGAUCGUUUUUGGUAAGGGACUCGGAGACGAGCGGUUCCCAAUUUACGCUCAGCUUUCGCAUUAUGAACGUAACGCUGCAUUAUCGUUUGGAAUAUCGGGAUCAAUUUUGGCACUUUGAGGAAUUGAAAUAUGGUUCGAUUGUCCAGAUGAUUGACGACAUACUACAUCGGUGUACGAACGACAAUUUUGUGUGCUUUGUAAAAGUGCCCAACGAGAUGCAGCCACCGUUUCCAGUCAUUCUCAAGUAUCCGCUCAGCCGAUAUUUGAACAUGCCCAAGUUGCAGGAUCUGUGCCGACGGGUCCUGCAGCGUCAAAUGCCCGUCGCUGAGCUAGCCAAACUACCGGUGCCGGCCCAAAUGCUAGAGUAUCUAAGCGUUGAGCGUGAAUUGGUAUUUCAAAGCUAG
This is a messenger RNA of Drosophila grimshawi, 1369 nucleotides long. RefSeq lists its product as uncharacterized. Gene Ontology annotation, cellular component: phosphatidylinositol 3-kinase complex. Gene Ontology annotation, molecular function: 1-phosphatidylinositol-3-kinase regulator activity. The transcript is spliced from 3 exons. Gene Ontology annotation, biological process: phosphatidylinositol phosphate biosynthetic process; intracellular signal transduction. The record is from RefSeq and is a predicted model, not a curated record. The coding region runs from base 218 to 1369 and encodes 383 amino acids. Lineage: Eukaryota; Metazoa; Arthropoda; Insecta; Diptera; Drosophilidae.